This is a messenger RNA of Leishmania braziliensis MHOM/BR/75/M2904, 300 nucleotides long. RefSeq lists its product as hypothetical. The transcript has a single exon. Bases 1 to 300 code for a protein of 99 amino acids. Lineage: Eukaryota; Euglenozoa; Kinetoplastea; Trypanosomatida; Trypanosomatidae. The record is from RefSeq and is a predicted model, not a curated record.
AUGAUGUUCGGUCGACCGCAUGCGCUACAGAAGGAGUGGGGCAACAUGUACUUCUAUGAAAAGUUGCACCACCUCGUCGACCACACCUCCAACUUUGUCAUCUCGAAGGUGGACUGGUGGCUGCCCUCCGUUGCAGUGGGGAUCGCGCUUAGUCUUUUCAUUCUCGGCGGCCCAGAGGCCCUGCCACAGGCGGCGUCGAUCAUCCUGCCUUCGGCAACCCCCGCUAUGACUACUCCGCCAUUCGCGUCGCCUGAGGGGCUGCAGAGUGGAGCAGCCCCAGAGGAUGCCGAGGAUUUUUAG